CCACAGGCUCGCUGGCUGCCCCAUCAUCACCAGCCGCUCCUCUACUCCUCCUCCCUCCUCCCAUUCCAAAACCUGCAGGCGGGCUGCUCUUCGUCGUGACUUGUCUUUCAUCGCCACGAACGCAAAGCCGCACUAUCCGCCCAAGAUGAAGACGACGUGGAAGGACAUCCCCCCGGUGCCCACGCAGCAGGAGUUCCUCGACAUCGUGCUGAGCCGCACCCAGCGCAAGCUGCCCACCCAGAUCCGCGCCGGCUUCCAAAUCAGCAGAAUUCGAGCCUUCUACACCCGCAAGGUCAAGUUCACCCAGGAGACCUUCUCCGAGAAGCUGGGCGCCAUCCUCGAGACCUUCCCCCGUCUCCAGGACAUCCACCCCUUCCACAAGGAUCUGCUCAACACCCUCUACGAUGCCGACCACUUCCGCAUCGCCCUCGGCCAGCUGUCGACCGCCAAGCACCUGAUCGAGACCAUCUCCCGCGACUAUGUCCGCCUCCUCAAGUACGGCCAGUCGCUCUUCCAAUGCAAGCAGCUCAAAAAGGCCGGCCUGGGCCGCAUGGCCACCAUCGUCAAGCGCCUCAAGGACCCCCUGCUCUAUCUCGACCAGGUCCGCCAGCAUCUCGGUCGCCUGCCCUCCAUCGACCCCAACACCCGCACCCUGCUCAUCUGCGGCUACCCCAACGUCGGCAAGUCCAGUUUCCUGCGCAGCAUCACCCGCGCCGACGUUGAUGUCCAGCCGUACGCCUUCACAACCAAGUCUUUGUUCGUCGGCCACUUCGACUACAAGUACCUGCGCUUCCAGGCCAUUGACACCCCCGGUAUCCUCGACCACCCGCUCGAGGAGAUGAACACCAUCGAGAUGCAGAGCAUCACUGCCAUUGCCCACUUGCGGUCGGCCAUUCUCUACUUUAUGGAUCUGUCUGAGCAGUGCGGCUACACGGUCCAGGCCCAGAUCCAGCUCUUCCGCAGCAUCAAGCCCCUCUUCUCCAACAAGCUCGUUUUCCUCGUUGUCAACAAGAUCGACGUCACCCGCCCUGAGGAUCUGAGCCCGGACGUCCAGGCCGAGCUGCAGACUCUCCUCAAGUCCGGCGAGGUCGAGAUGCUCCAGCUGUCCUGCAACACGCAAGAGGGCGUUCAGGACGUCAAGAACGCCGCCUGCGAGCGUCUCAUCGCCGAUCGAGUCAACCAGAAGCUCAAGGCCGGCACCUCCAACAGCGGUGAGGUCGGCGGUCGUCUCGCCGACGUCAUGGCUCGCAUCCACGUCGCCCAGCCCAUGGGCGGCCAGAAGCUCGAGACCUUCAUCCCCGAGGGCAUCAAGUCGAGGAAGAAGUACGACAAGGAGGACCCCGAGCGCCGCAGAUUAGCCAGGGACGUCCAGGACGAGAACGGUGGCGCCGGCGUCUACAACGUCGACAUGUGCGCCGACUACAUGCUCAAGAACGACGAGUGGAAGUACGACAAGAUUCCCGAAAUUUUUGACGGCCAAAACGUCUACGACUUCAUCGACCCCGACAUCGAGGCCAAGCUCCAGGCGCUGGAAGAGGAGGAGGAGAAGCUGGAGAAGGAGGGCUAUUACGACUCGGACGAGGAGAUUGACGACGAUGACGAGGCCGAGAUCAUGCAAAAGGCCGAGAUCAUCCGCGAGAAGCAGCAGCUGAUCCGCAACGAGGCCCGCAUGAAGAAGAAGCUCAAGAACCAGGCCAUCAUUCCCCGCAAGGCCCUGAAGAAGAACUACUCAGAGCUCGAGGACGCCCUCGACCAGCUCGGCGUGGACACGACCAACCUGGCCGAGCGUGCUCAGCCCCGGGCCCGCAGCCGCGGCCGCUCCAUGACGCGCAGCCGGCUGGGCACCGAGGAUGCCAUGGACGUCGACGCCAAGCCCCGCGACCGCCUGCGCUCCAUGAGCCGCGCUCCCACUACGAACCGCCGCGACGACGGCGUCCAGGACGAGGCGUCGCGGACAAAGGCCGAGCGCCUGGCCAAGCUGCACCAGAAGAAGAUGAACCGCAUGGCCCGGCAGGGCGAGGCCGACAGGCACCAGACCGCCUCUAUCAUCAAGCACUUGUCUUCUGGCAAGCGCGGCAUGGGCAAGACUUCAAGACGAUAGACGAGUACGGCGGUGUUUUUUCCUGUCUUCCCCAGCUAUUGUCUUUGCUCGUCUCACGAAAAAGCGACGUCUGUUCCAUACUCUCCCCCACCAGCUUCUGCCCCUUCACUGCCGGGUCUUUUCUAUCUGUACCCAUUGCGGCGUAGGCAGGCAUUGGGUGGGAAAUUUUCCAGGUCGUGUCUUCCUCUUGGUCCUUUUGGCUCUCUGGGGGUUCUUCCCUCCGCCUUCCACACCUACUACGUACGACUGUUGCUUUUCACGUGUCCUCGUCAUUGUCAUCUUCCAUCACAUCGUCAACUUGGCUGCGGGAGUUGGAGGCGCACGCGGGUUUUUUGUGGCUGCUGCAUGGUUUCCAUUUCGGGACUGGGGUGGGCGGCCUUGGUAGCAAAAACAAGUUGCUAGUUGAAGGCUGGCAUGGCAAGCAAGAGAAGGGAAAUAGAUGCCAUGUUGUCUCCGCGAGAGAAAGAAUAGGGCACUGCCCGGUUGUGAGAGUUAUGCGAUGCGACGUGGAGGUGGGGGAUACCUGCAUCUACAAAGUAACUAGACGUCAAGCAUCUCGAGCGUGGAAAGAAUCAGAGUGGGUAAACUAGUCCUGGCUGGUUGCCGGUAGUUGAGGGACCACCCUCGUAACGCCCGCCUAGCCUCGCUGUCUGGCAAUUGACUAUAAU
Purpureocillium takamizusanense is the source of this 2769-nucleotide messenger RNA. RefSeq names its product Nucleolar GTP-binding protein 1 (gene NOG1). Gene Ontology annotation, cellular component: nucleolus. Gene Ontology annotation, biological process: ribosomal large subunit biogenesis. Gene Ontology annotation, molecular function: GTPase activity; GTP binding; RNA binding. The record is from RefSeq and is a predicted model, not a curated record. The coding region runs from base 146 to 2101 and encodes 651 amino acids. NCBI's taxonomy places the organism in Eukaryota, Fungi, Ascomycota, Sordariomycetes, Hypocreales, Ophiocordycipitaceae. The transcript is spliced from 3 exons.